CUCCGCCACCGCCGUAAGCUCCGCCACUGUAUUUCCUCCGCCGCUGGAUUUCACUGAGGAAUAUAGUAAUUAAUGGCGCAUAGGUUGCUUAGAGAUGCAGAAGCAGAUGGAUGGAAACGGUCUGAUUUUCCGAUUAUAUCUGAGUCUUGUCUCGGGGAUAGUCCGUAUGUGCAAAUGGCAAGAGCAGGGAUUGAUUAUGAAUCUUCAUAUGGAAAAGUCCAUGCAAAUGACACUAUUUUGAAGCUCCAAAGAACAACUCCAUACUACAAGAGAAAUCAGGCACAUGUUUGCAGUUUCUAUAUACGUGGUCACGAGUGUCCUUAUAGGCAUGAAAUGCCGGAGACUGGGGAGUUGUCACAGCAAAACAUUAAGGACUGUUACUAUGGGUAUGUGCAACUGAAUCUUUAUCCUGUUAAUUUGAACGAUUUUUGUUUUCUUAAAUCUCAUAUGACCAUUUUGGCAUUUAAUCUCCUGGUGUCAAACUUUCAAUAUCUCCAGGCUGUUUAUAGUAUUUCUUAUUGA
This is a messenger RNA of Solanum stenotomum, 522 nucleotides long. Its product is annotated as zinc finger CCCH domain-containing protein 49-like. Gene Ontology annotation, molecular function: pre-mRNA binding; U6 snRNA binding. Lineage: Eukaryota; Viridiplantae; Streptophyta; Magnoliopsida; Solanales; Solanaceae. The record is from RefSeq and is a predicted model, not a curated record. Bases 73 to 522 code for a protein of 149 amino acids. Gene Ontology annotation, cellular component: U2-type catalytic step 1 spliceosome; Prp19 complex; U2-type catalytic step 2 spliceosome. The transcript has 3 exons.